Eriocheir sinensis (Chinese mitten crab) is the source of this 4609-nucleotide messenger RNA. RefSeq names its product two pore potassium channel protein sup-9-like. Gene Ontology annotation, biological process: stabilization of membrane potential; potassium ion transmembrane transport. Lineage: Eukaryota; Metazoa; Arthropoda; Malacostraca; Decapoda; Varunidae. Bases 1 to 1137 code for a protein of 378 amino acids. The transcript has 7 exons. Gene Ontology annotation, cellular component: membrane. Gene Ontology annotation, molecular function: potassium ion leak channel activity. The record is from RefSeq and is a predicted model, not a curated record.
AUGGAGGCCAUGUUCUUCCGCCUCCUCCUCGCAGAUAUGAGCGCCGUACUUCUCGUCGCCCUGUAUCGCCCUCAGUGGCAAAGCAGCAAGCCCCUCACCUUCCUCACCGACCAGCUGGACACCAUCCUAGCCACCUACGACUGCCUGAGCACAGCCAUCGUGGGUGACAUGAACCAGCAUAUGCCCAGAGGCAGCAUGUCCCUCACAGGGCAUAUAAAGCCGACCCACGCGACCAGCCGUGGCUACGGCCACUCCACGCCCAAUACGGUGCCGGGCAAGAUCUUCACCAUCCUGUACGCAAUGGUGGGCAUCCCGCUGUGUCUGGUGCUCUUCCACUCUAUCGGUGAGCGGCUCAACAAGGUUUCUUCUAUUGGCAUCAGGCAGAUCAAGAAGAUUCUCAAGUGCCAGGACACGAACGCAACGGAGAUUGACCUCAUUCUGGUGGUGACUACCCUCUCCACCAUCACUAUCACCUCCGGGGCCGCCGUCUUCUCCCGCUACGAAAGUUGGUCGUACUUCGACUCCGUCUACUAUUGUGUCAUCACUCUCACUACCAUUGGGUUUGGGGAUAUGGUGGCCCUGCAAAAGGACCACGCACUGGACGACAAGCCAGAGUACGUGGCCUUCGCCCUCAUCUUCAUCUUGUUCGGCAUGGCGAUUGUGGCUGCGUCCCUCAACCUGUUCGUGCUGCGCUUCGUCACCAUGAACACGGAGGACGAGCGGCGGGACGAGGCGGAGGCCCUACAGGCGGCGGCGGGGGCGGUUCGGGUGGAGGGGGACGUGAUCACCGCCAACGGCUCCAUUCUGUCGGGACAGUGUCCCCAGGAAGGUGCUUCCUUCACCGACCUCACCUCCGUCUGCUCCUGCACUUGUGCCUCUUGUGCCCCCUGUCACGCCCUUCCCUUCAGACGCUCCUACAGCUUCAGGAAGCGGUCCAAGUACCUCUCCUACAUCUUGCCGCGGGCGCACCGUCUACGGCAGCAGCGGGAGCAGCAAGUUCAGCGAGAGCUGCAGGUGAUGCGAGAACACGACCAGCAGGUGACACACACCGAGACGCAGGAGGAACUGUGCUCCUCCUCUUCGGAGUGUGAGGUCAUGUCCACUCCUGCGCAGAUUCACAAAAGAAACUCUGUCUAGCUUUUGUCAAGGAGAGCACAGGGGUCGGGGACGCGGUACAUACACGUGGCGGACGAGUCUCAACGUUGGACACUCGAUCAGGUCACUGGGAACAAGUUAGCGCAAGCAAAAAGAGCGAAGUUCACGGAUUAUAUAUAAACGUUAACGAAGUGUUGAACUGCUUCUUCACAAGACUGAGGCAGCUGUUGGUCAGGGAACUUUUUGGCCUCUUGGUGGUGCGGAGCCCUUGGGCAGCCACUGCCGGGUAACUGCGUGCAGGUGUAGGGGGCCAGGCCUCCUGGGAGUGCCUGCCACGCAUAACGGACAAUGCCUGACUAUUGUAAGAUAUCCAGUUCUUAUUUGUUAUAGAUAUCUUCCAGUAUUUACAAUAGGGAGAAUAUUUUUCAUGUUAAUAUUUCGCACGUCACGCCAGGGGUCGAUCGCAGAACUAACUGAAAGCCGUCCUAACCGUUGUAUCUUAACCUAGCGCCUGCGCGGGUCCACAGGCCUGAACGAACGCUGUAUUGCACCAGUGUUAGCUAUUGCCUUUCCUACGUUGUCCAGACGCCCGGAGAGUUCCUUCCUCACUAGCUGUUAUGUCUUUAUCCUGGAUCGGAAUAUGAGAGACAAUUUCGAAGGGAUCGGAAAAGAUGUGGUUGCGUUCGUCCUUUUCUGGGUACAAAAGUGCUUGGGAAUAAUAUGUUAAGCAAAUUCUUCUGUAUCUCUUCAUAAUUACGCAUGGACUAAAAAGUGCUUACUAGAUUUCAUUGUAAUGCACUUUACACGUAGCAGGGAAGGUGUAAAGUGGUGGCCCUUGUGAAUGCAGACAAUUGGACAGGCGAUGGAGCUGCGGCAGGUAGAAUUUUGUUCCUCACUCUCAUCCAUCGACUCGCUGAUUGGUUGACUCCUAAAAUUUAUUAGCUUUAUAAUCUUAGCACACACAAAGUUCAAACUUGUCUUGUUAUGACUGAAGAUUUAUUUAUUAGGGUUACAUGGAGUCCUCAGGUGUAAAGAUUUUUUUUCAACACUCAAGAAUGAAUAUUGUUGUUAUGGACAAUGAAAUGGUCCCUGAUGGAAGAAAACUUUCAAAAUUAUUUGAUUUCAGAGAUCUCAAAAGAUCAUCUGUAACUCAUUGGUGUGAUUCGAAUUUGUGACGCAAAAUUAACUAAAUAAAUUAAUUACAUUUUCAAGUAUCAAAAAAUAAAAUUUUGCAUUUAAACUAACUGGCAAGAACUGUGAUAGCAGAUUUCUGGCAUAAUACAAACAUAAGAGGGCUGACCGGUGUAUAUACUACGCUGUCGCCUUGUUGGCAAGGCUUCAUUUACCUGGAGCGAUGCAAGUGACCUGAUAUUCGAACCAGCCAUUCGGUGCAGCCUCCCAUUAUCACUAUGUCCACAUACAUUACAGCCUAAGCAGUUUUAUGAGCAGAAGACCGAAGACGAAUGCUGCCUUUGUUGGGGUAUUUGCGCAGCGAUUGGUGGCGUCUUUUCUUCUUUCAGUUAAGAGCCGAAAACGUCCAAAGACCCAAAACAAGUGCCCAAACCUGGACAUAUGGCGAUGUUUCCAAGGGAACAAAUUUUGUCAUCAGCCCCUCGCUUCACGAUGCACGUCUUCUAGGUGCUCUCCUGCCCAGCAAGUACAUGUGUGCACAUGUAUCCAGAGACAUCCGCGUCAUUGUGAUUUUACGUCCAAAAAUUAAACACGUAUCAAGGCUUGAUAGAGGGAGGCGUCGGGCGUCAGUUGGGCGCGGAGAGAGAACGUAGAAGGCGAGGAGACGAAUCCAUAUAACGAAUCGUACUUAGCCUUAAAACUAAACGUGCGUUCUUGAAGGUUCCUUUGUUAUAUCGUUUCCUCCCCCUUGUUCUCCCGGCGGUGAAUGGAGCGUGAGAGCAGACCGAGAGGCCGAGCGUGGAAGUUUGUUAGCGAGAAUUUUUAGUCGAGUCUUUGUCACAGCGCCGGGCUUAUAUGGGGGGAUGCCUCCUCCCACCUCACAAAGUUUCCCUCACUUGCUAGCUUAACUAGAUGUGUUUAAGGGCUGAACAAUGCCGCUUGUCAGUAAUGCAGUCCGUACGGUCACUUAUACUUGGCGGUUCAAAGUUUUGAGUGAACUUUUCGGGAUAUAUGCCAGGCUCCUCGGGCGAGCCACGUGGAGAUUGGUUUCCGUUUAAACAAAACCGUAUUUUGUACACAGUUCCGACAGACCGAUGAUUUCCUGCUAAAUAACAUUACAUUAUAAUCCAGGUAUCUAAAGUGUCCUUAACUGGAAAUGAACUUUCGCUGAUUAACAUAAGUUAAUUUCAACAGAGAAUGUACUGAACGACAGAUAUAACUUAACAGCUGAACUAUGAGGAGAAUUAUUUAUUUACUGAUGUCCCUAUGAAAACGUCAAUAAACCAUUUCUCGUCAAUGAACACGCUGACUUCACUAAACGAAGUGAUGGUUCUGUUACUACACUGCUUUCUUUUUUAUAUAAUUUCCACACUAGUCAUCGAAGGGAAGGCUGCGCAGACUGCCGGCAGCUGUCGCCGCGGUGAUCCCGGCAGAGGCGCCGGUGGGCGGUGGGCGCCACGGGGUUGUUGUUGUUGUUGUUGUCAGCCUGUGACAGGGACUCGUCAAGGCCACACGUCGAAAAUAAAAGUCACUAUUUUCUUGUUGCUUGCAAUAUAAAUUAGCCUCUUUCUUCCUAUUGCUUACGUACAGAGUUUCACAUAAAAGUGAUAUAGUUGUUCCGGAGGAGGAACAUAUAUUGUAAUGAUAAUUAAUGAUUGAUAAUUAUAGAAAUAAUAAUAAUGAUAGUAAUAACAAUAAUAUUAUACUUAUCCUUAAAGAUUAAUAUUUUGAUAUCGUUAGCUUGAACUUUUAAUAUGCACUUAACAGUAUUUGCAAAAGAAUAUUCAUGGAAUAGUCUUACAAUACUAAUUUCUACAACAUGAACAACACUGGCGUAAAAAAAAAAAAAUCAUCACAACACACACAGGAGUCACGACACCCUCACACAGGGGCAUCCUGUGGCCACCAUGGACGUCAAUCAGUAGUGCUUCACUAACGUGUUAGUUAGUCACAUCGAAAUUACAAUGCACACAGCAACAAAACCUUCAGGUAGGCUAAAUUCAUCACGGAUGGAUUAUCGCUCAGCUCGUCGAGGUAACGCCGGCAACGAGCCGGUUCACUGAUAGCGGCGGGGUUUCACUGCUUUUCCUUGAUGACGAAGCCUUGGAACGCGACGAGAGAGUCAGCACCGGCAGCAGCAGCACGCGCGGACCUCCUCCUCAUCGUGCCCUUCACAUCCUUGCGGCUCCUUAUUCUUCACCGUGAGGACUUUUUUUGUUUUUUUGUUACUCCAAUAAGGAAUUUCCAACUUUCGACCCGGGCAAGGGGACAAAUUUUCGACAGUCAGGAAGCUAAGAGAAAUAUAAGUUCAGUAUCUUUUCUCCUAUCAAGGCUAUAUAUUUCUAGCCAUCUGUAUCUAUUUGUAAUAAACUCAUUUCCCUUU